AGACCAACAAGUCGAACUGUGACCCGGAAGUGUUCGAUCGGCACAAAACAAGCGAUGUUUAAUUAGCCGGGUCGUUGGUGGUUGUUAUCAGCUGACCACCUCCAGAUAUUUAGGCUUAUAUUAUGAAAAGGUGAACUUGUUCGAAACCAUGUUGGGGUAGCAGUGCUUCUCUCUGAGAAGAUAAGCAGCGAAACUUCGAUAUUUAUGACGACUGAGUACUGCUCAAGCUAGUUAGCUUAGCCUUCGCAGAGGCUGAAGCGUAGUCGUGAAUGUUUAGAGCCGAGUCGGUACCAGGGAACGGUACCGCUUCAUAUUGGUAACACGCCGCGUUAGUUUGAAAAUUAGCGUGCUCCAGUUCGGGGCAUGUGGGUAAAGUUGACGUCUUAAAAUUCAGACUCAAAGACGGAGGUUGAGUUGGAUGGUUAGCUAGCAGUAGAUUAGCCGAACAGUCAUGGACGAUUUCACCUCCAUCAGUCUGCUGUCUCUUGCCAUGUUGGUGGGAUGUUAUGUGGCCGGGACGAUACCGUUAGCCGUCAACUUCUCAGAGGAGAAGCUGAAGCUGAUCACGGUGCUGGGGGCGGGGCUUCUCUGUGGGACGGCGCUCGCUGUCAUCAUUCCUGAAGGAGUCCACGCGCUUUAUGAAGAAAUCCUUGAAGGCGCUCACCACAGCCACGGGCAGGCCGGGGUGGUGGACGCGUCCGAGGCGAAGGUGGAGGCGGAGGCAGCUCUGAGCAUCAGCGGGAAGCAUGAGCACGGCCACGAGCAGCUGCACGCCUGCAUCGGCGUCUCCCUGGUCCUCGGCUUCGUCUUCAUGCUGCUGGUGGACCAGAUAGGCUCCUCCCACGUUCACAACACGGAAGAUCCGGAGUCGGCGAGGGCGGCCAGCUCCAAAAUCACCACCACUCUGGGUCUGGUGGUCCACGCUGCAGCUGACGGCGUGGCGCUGGGGGCCGCCGCCUCCACCUCCCAGACCAGCGUUCAGCUCAUCGUCUUUGUGGCCAUCAUGCUGCACAAGGCUCCCGCCGCCUUCGGCCUGGUUUCCUUCCUGAUGCACGCCGGCCUGGAGAGGAACCGAAUCCGCAAACACCUGCUGGUUUUCGCGCUGGCCGCCCCCGUCCUCGCCAUGCUGACGUUUUUGGGCCUCAGCCAGAGCAGCAAAGAGGCUCUGUCCAACAUCAACGCCACCGGCGUCGCAAUGCUUUUCUCCGCUGGAACCUUCCUCUACGUGGCCACGGUCCACGUCCUGCCGGAGGUGGGGGGCCUCGGCCACAGCCAUGCCCCCGCCGGAGGGAACGGCGGGAAGGGACUCAGCAAAGUGGAGGUGGGGGCUCUGGUGCUGGGCUGCCUGAUCCCCCUGGUUUUGUCCGUCGGCCACCACCACUAGACCGACCUUUGACCUCCUGGAGGUGGAGGAGCAGGCGGAGCCCCUUCAGGACUUUGAAGGAGGCAGCUGCAGAUCCUGUGAGGUGGGGAGGGGGUCAGAGCUGCUGACUCAGCAUCAGCUCUGUUGUAUUUUACUGAGGGGGGAGGGGGGGGUGCAGUGACAUUAGAUCAGUGAUUUUUAAGUCCUGUACAGAAUAAACCUGUUUAAGUGCCAUACGAGCUAAAAGAGGAGACUGUUCAGAAUGUAGCGGACACUCCCAUCCUACGGUAAGGGGUGGGGGGGGGGGGGGGGAGUCCCUGCCCCGCCCCGCCCCGGUUCAAACACCCUCGCUGUCCCACAGAUCCGUCUUUUAUGAGCUGUUCAAAUGUGUACAUAGUUUUUCUAAGUGAUUGUACUUGCAGGUCUUAAGGGGCGGGGCCGUGUGUGUGUGUGUGUGUGUGGGGGGGGGGGGGUGAAGGGACCAUCAGCUCAGGAGCUUACUUCAUUCUCAUUUGGGUUCUGACCCGCAGUCGGUCAGAACGAGCAAUAACAGAGAAGCAAGAAGUGUCUCUCCAGAACCCGCUGGGGCUCAAACGUCCAUCUCCUGGUGGCGGGACGCUCCUCCCUCGGCUGUGUUUGACUCCCAUGUGCAGCAAACCGAGGUUCACUGGUAGGGUUUCACCUCCAGCAGCAGCAGCAGCGCCGCUGUUUUUACUGUGAGCCUCAGAGGGGGAAGAACGGGAACAUCUCUGGAUUUUAUUUGGACUUCUGUUGAAGAUUUAAGAACAACAAGUGCUACAAAAAGUGCUUAUUCUGUCUCAUCCUGGCUUCACAAAGCCUUCUGCUCAGAUUCUAACGGUUUCAAUAACAAACAGAAUGUGAUUUUCAUCAACGUUUGCACUUUGACGAGGCGCCUCCACUCUGCCCAUUCACUCCACCUGAAGGAGGAGGAGAAAUGUCUGUUUUUUCCCCCACUGGAAACCUUCUGUAAUCCUUCAGCAUUUCUCCAGCUCAGUGGAAUCCACAGCUAUCUGCUUUUUACCCGAAAAUCCCCGUUUCCUCUAGUCUGAACGCCGCGGAGCCUCAAACUGGAACGGAGCCGGUUUGUAAUGCGGUUAAGGUUCAGUCGGUCUGUGCGAUCCGGUUUCCAGAAAACAUGAAAUCCUCUUCAGUUUGAGCUCCAACAUACAGAAGCUGUUUCUCACUUUAGUCCUUCUGUCUUUUACAUUAAUUAAAGUGAUUUCAAAUCAAAUCUAAAUCACAGCUGUGCUUUGUCGUGAUCAUUGGAUGUGAACCUGACUUUGACCAAAACCUUGUUCAGAUUUAAAGCCGUUUUUCAGCCUCUUUUCGUGGAUUCAUUCAUAAAAAUCCCUCAUCACCCAGUUUCACUUCACUUUCCUUGAGCAUUUAAAAUCUUCCUGUUUGUGAUUCUACAUGUGAAAAUCAGGAGCGAAGGCCAGUUGUUUUAUGGUUGGUGUUUUUUAUUUUCCUCACUUUGCCUUAUUUAGACUAUUUUAAGAGUAAGAUGUACAGAAUUGUUUCCUGACUAAAUUAAAAAUGUUGAAGUGUG
Oryzias latipes (Japanese medaka) is the source of this 2933-nucleotide messenger RNA. It is a transcript of the gene slc39a9, whose product is annotated as solute carrier family 39 member 9. Gene Ontology annotation, molecular function: metal ion transmembrane transporter activity. The record is from RefSeq and is a predicted model, not a curated record. Gene Ontology annotation, biological process: zinc ion transport; transmembrane transport. Gene Ontology annotation, cellular component: membrane. NCBI's taxonomy places the organism in Eukaryota, Metazoa, Chordata, Actinopteri, Beloniformes, Adrianichthyidae.